GUCUGGAAACACUCACGCCAAUAAAAUCACACUCCUUUGUGGCACAGCCUCGACCUUACGGUACUAAACGUUUGCCCUCUUCCUCCUGCACAGUCACGUUUGCAGGGCUUCGUACUCUCCUUUGAGCCGUUACGCAAUCUUAUAUACCUGAGCAUGCGCCUACGGCUCACCUUAGCACCACAACCAUCUAAACACGGGGUCAACCAGCACCGCUCACUCGGCAUUGCGUUACUCGAAACGACGUCAUUGGAAGCUCCUUAGCACGCGCAAAACCCGGGCCAUUUGACGAAUUCCAUUCUCACGAAAGUGCACUUUCUACCUCACGACCAACACUAAGCUUACCAUGAUGCCGUCGCAACGCCGCUUCAAGGCCAUCAGCCUGUUCGUAAUCGUAACUAUUGUCAUCAUAUUUUACAUGUCAAGCGCGGGCCAGCAGACACGGUCAUCACCCUUCUACACCAAGACACAACAGGCGUUGCAAGACCGACAGUAUGAGGAAGCAGCAAAACAACGAGACGCCGACAGCGUAGGAUCGCGACUUAAGGCCGCAGAAGACCAGGCAAAGAAGGCAGCAGACGACAAACACGCAAAGGUCAAGGAUAGCGUCGAAGGAGACGCGAAGAGCGUCGCAGGACGAGUUAAGCUAGACGGAGACAAGGUUCCCGGUGUCGCCGCGCAAGGCGGCAAGCCACGCGACCAAGCAGCCAUGAAUGAGCACGAAACACCAGAAGACCACGAAGUGGAGAUGGAGCUGAACGCCAUUUUGAGGAAGAGUCCCACCAUCGUAUUCUCCAAAUCCUACUGCCCAUACUCGAAAAUGGCCAAACACAUCCUCCUCGACAAAUACACAAUCGUCCCCGAACCCUACGUCGUCGAACUCGAUCUACAUCCGCUCGGCCCGAAGCUACAGGAAUUCCUGGGCCAUAUGACGGGUAGGCGGACAGUGCCGAAUGUGCUGCUCAUGGGCAAGAGCAUCGGCGGCGGCGACGACAUGCAAGAGCUCGACGAGACGGACGCGCUGGUGGAGAAAUUCAAGACCAUGGGCGGGACGCGGAUCACGAAGGUCGAACACCGGGAGGCGCGCGGGGAGAAGAAGGCCAGUCGGCGACGCGCUUGAUUUUCUUGAGCGGCUCGUUUUCGUGUGUACACUCCAUGGGCAUGACUACUCUGGGAUUCGGGUAGGAUUGGUUGUUUUGCUUGGGUUCACGGGUGUCGCUGGGUCUGGUUAGGUCUGGUCAUGGAUAUACCCCCGUAAUUCCAACGUUUCUUCUCUCUAUGCACAUGUCUCGAGCUGAGUCUUAGCCAACCUUUCUCAUACUCAGAGAGCACAUUGGGUGUGCUACUAACGUUCUUUGGACAUGUCAGGAUAUCGAUGUCGUCAAUUGUUCUUUGUAACUCAAUAGUAUCUUCGUCUUUGAGUACAGGCUGGGAGUCUAUCCGUCAGAGCAAGAAGGAGUGAUGGGUAUGAACUUGUGCACGAGUUUUGU
This is a messenger RNA of Dothidotthia symphoricarpi CBS 119687, 1487 nucleotides long. RefSeq names its product glutaredoxin domain-containing protein. Gene Ontology annotation, molecular function: glutathione disulfide oxidoreductase activity. Gene Ontology annotation, biological process: cellular response to oxidative stress. Lineage: Eukaryota; Fungi; Ascomycota; Dothideomycetes; Pleosporales; Dothidotthiaceae. Gene Ontology annotation, cellular component: cytoplasm; Golgi lumen; cis-Golgi network. The record is from RefSeq and is a predicted model, not a curated record. Bases 344 to 1117 code for a protein of 257 amino acids. The transcript has 3 exons.